AUGUCGUCACGAUUAGUUGAUAAAAUCAGAAAUAUGGAAGUCCCAGAAAAUGGAAAUAGUUCCAUUAAUGUAAUGUUAGGAGUAGUCAAUAUAUUCUUUUUUGGAUUUGGUAUGAUAGCUAUAGGUAUAUUAAAUAAAGACCCAGAUGAUUUAAUAAUUGGCAUAUUACAAUUACUUGUACCUUUAAUUGGUUGGAUAUGGGCAAUCUUGUGGGGUAUAUUAAUUGUUAUCAAAAAUUCUAAAUAA
Molecule: messenger RNA, 246 nt
Organism: Plasmodium vinckei vinckei
Lineage: Eukaryota; Apicomplexa; Aconoidasida; Haemosporida; Plasmodiidae
Product: conserved Plasmodium protein, unknown function
Exons: 1
Coding region: 1-246 (81 amino acids)
Source: RefSeq, a predicted model, not a curated record